AUGAGCGAAGCUCCGAAAGAUGCGCCUUUCCAGGCGGUGCAGGUCGAUGCUCUGGUCAUUCUGAAAAUCGCCAGACACUGCUCGUCGACCUUCCCGACCGUGGCCACCGGCUCCCUCGUGGGAAUGGACCAGAACGGCACCCUGGAGAUCACAAACACCUUCGCCUUCCCCACCGUCGACAACUCCGCCGCCGACACCCACCAGAACGAUGCCACAAACGCUGCUGCCGCGGCACCCCGCGCAAAGGCAAACAUUACCUACCAGGGCGAGAUGAUCCGACACCUGAAGGAGGUCAAUGUGGAUGCCAACAACGUCGGAUGGUACACAAGCGCAACCAUGGGCAACUUUGUCAACCUUGCCUUUAUCGAGAACCAGUUCCACUACCAGAAGGACAACGAAAAGACCAUUGCCCUGGUGUAUGAUACCAGCCGCAGCUCACAGGGAACCUUGGCUCUCAAGGCCUACCGCCUGACCAACCUCUUCAUGACUGUUUACAAGGAGGGCAAGUUUACUACUGAGAGCCUGCAAAAGUCCAAGCUCUCGUUCCGCGACAUUCUCCAGGAGUACCCUCUCAACGUCUACAACUCACACCUCCUCACCUCCUUCCUCCACCAGCUGCCCUCGCCCGCGGUCGCCGCCGAGGCCAAGGAGCCAACCCUCAGCGAGCUCAACAACGACCGCAUCAAAGCUCCUCUAUACCCUUCCAUCGACAACCUGGACCUGUCUGUCGACCCCUUCCUUGAGAAGACCUGCGACCUCCUGCUCGAGAGCAUCGAGUCCCACUACGUGGACCUCAACAACUUUCAGUUCUACCAACGCCAGCUGGCGCGUGAGCAGACCAAGAUCACACAAUGGCAGGCCAAGCGAAAGGCGGAGAAUGCGCAGCGCACUCUUGCCAAGCAGGCCCCGCUACCGGAAGACGAGUGGCAGCGGCUGUUCAAGCUGCCUCAGGAGCCCAGCCGGCUUGAGGGCAUGCUCAACGCCAAGCAGGUUGAGCAGUACAGCAAGCAGGUGGACGGAUUCACGGCCAACAUCAGCGCAAAGAUGUUUGCCGUUCGGGAAAACUUGCUGCCUCAGUAA
Molecule: messenger RNA, 1080 nt
Organism: Trichoderma harzianum CBS 226.95
Lineage: Eukaryota; Fungi; Ascomycota; Sordariomycetes; Hypocreales; Hypocreaceae
Exons: 3
Coding region: 1-1080 (359 amino acids)
Cellular component (GO): eukaryotic 43S preinitiation complex; cytoplasm; eukaryotic translation initiation factor 3 complex
Molecular function (GO): translation initiation factor activity; protein binding; metallopeptidase activity
Source: RefSeq, a predicted model, not a curated record